UUGCAAAAAUGCAUGUCCAUCAUUUGCAUCCAGAUGAUGCAGUGCACACAUUCUAUUCUAAUUUGGUGGGCGGGGUAAAUUUGUACUCACUCCACCUACUUCAUUUGAUGGCGGGCAUCAGGAAAGAUUUAGGUCUAGUAUAUAAAGCAAAGUCAGGGUUGCUUUCAUUGAUAAGGUCACCAUCACAGUAUUAUCCCAAUGGUAGAGCUGGGCAUUCAACUGUUGUAAUUAAGGAUAGUCUGUUCCUGUGGGGAGGCUACCAGGAGCAGAUACCUAGCAUACACGACAGCACAGAAAAGAGAAGGAUUACUUCAAUUAUAGAUAUAUUUAAUUUACACUCUGGCCAAUGGAGUCAAAAGCCAACGAAAGGAAGCCCGCCACUGGGUGUGUCUGGUUAUGCCUGUACACCGAUUGAUGAACAGAUAUACUUUUUUGGAGGUGAUUGUGGCCAUGAUAAUUGUUACCAUAACAAUGUAAGUCUACUUGAUACUCUCACUCUUCAUUGGUCUGAGGUUUCCCCGACGUCAGUCAGAGAGGACGAAGGGUUUCCAACCCGAAAAGCAGCAUGUGGGAUUAUUCAUAUAAUAUAUAAUGGUGAAGACGCCUUGUUUGUGUUUGGUGGGUAUGGUAUUUGUCCCUCUAAUCCUAAACCUCACACUGAUUAUGCUGUUGACUCUACCAAUGGUCUUUUUAGGAAUAACGAGCAACACAUCUUUAUCAUUAAAUCAGGUAGAUGGGUAAAUCCCGAUAGUACCGGUCAGAAGCCACCUCCUCUGAAUACACUAACAAUGACAAAGAUAUCAUACAACAAGGCAGUAGUGUUUGGUGGAAGGAUUAACAAUGAAGUUACCAGUGACAUUUAUAUCAGUACAAUCAAUGAUACGAUUGUGGAAUGGGUCAAGUUAUCCGAUCCUCUUACUCUUGUUGACUGGCCAGUUGGUCGCAGAAGUCAUUCCAGUUGUUGCUUUAGUACAGGAGACCAAUCAUAUGUACUAGUGAUGGGUGGAGAAGAUGAAGACAAUGAUCACAUCAAUGACUGUUGGAUAUUGAGUACCAGAGACUGGAUUUGGAAAAAAGUUUCAUUACCUGAUGAAAACAUUGCAUUGAGAUCAUUUCAUGCUAUUUCUUCAUUUUAUAUUGGACCAAAUUGUAUGUGGCUUGUCAUUACUGGUGGGCUGAUAAAGGAUUUCAUUUGUGGACCAGCUUCAGCUUUGACCAUUGCAAUAACACACAGUGAUAAAGGAGACUGGGUUGCUGAAGUCAUACUACAAGGGGAUGAGUCUACCAGCCAUUACAGAGAAAGACUGACAGAGCAACUGAUGAAAGGUAGAACUGAUUUCGCUACUGAAAUGCUGAGAAGACAAAACUCAUCCCCAACAUUGUCUGUUGGCACACAGACACUCGAAAACUCUUUUAAUUUCACAGAAAAUGUAUCAAUUAAUGCUUCUAAUCAACUCGAUGAUCCUGUUGAUACUGCUACUCAAAGUACUCAGUCUUGCGAUCGUGUUUGUGAUAUUACUGAUCAAAUCAACAUUCCUGCUCAUGCUGAUCAGCAUAAAGUUAGUAACAGUGAAACCAUUCGUCAAAUCAGAUUUAAUCUUCAAAAUGACAUUCAGAAGAAAUUAGAAGAGGCAACAAUUGGCUAAAAUUUUACUUCAUGCAUAAUGCUUCUUUUAUUUUAUUUUCUAUUUAU
Amphimedon queenslandica is the source of this 1693-nucleotide messenger RNA. RefSeq names its product F-box/kelch-repeat protein At1g51550-like. The coding region runs from base 9 to 1646 and encodes 545 amino acids. Gene Ontology annotation, molecular function: protein binding. The transcript has 7 exons. The record is from RefSeq and is a predicted model, not a curated record. NCBI's taxonomy places the organism in Eukaryota, Metazoa, Porifera, Demospongiae, Haplosclerida, Niphatidae.